AUGAAGGGAUCAAGUGAAUCAGCGACUCUGUUCCAUUCGGUGAAUCUUCAUUGUACAAUUAAUAACCUGUUUGCUGCUGGUACCGACAAUAUGACUACAACACUGUGCUGGGGUCUUCUGCUCAUGGCCAAAUACCCUGAAAUACAAGCCGAGGUUCAAGAUGAGAUUGACCGAGUGAUCGGUGAACGUCAGCCUGUGGUGGAAGACAGAAAGAACUUCUCAUAUACAGACGCUGUGAUCCAUGAAACCCAGAGAUUUGCAAACAUAGUACCCAUAAGCGUCCCCCGUCAGACCACCUGUGAUGUUCACCUGAAUGGAUACCUCAUCAAGAAGGGUACCAGUGUGUGGGCGCUACUGGCAUCUGUACUGAGGGAUGAAAAUGAGUGGGAAACUCCUGACAGCUUCAACCCAAGACACUUCCUAAAUAAGCAGGGCCAGUUUGUCAAAAGGGAUGCCUUCAUGCCCUUCUCUGCAGGUGCAGUGGACUUCAAAUUCACUACUUAUAAU
Molecule: messenger RNA, 507 nt
Organism: Sinocyclocheilus grahami
Lineage: Eukaryota; Metazoa; Chordata; Actinopteri; Cypriniformes; Cyprinidae
Product: cytochrome P450 2K1-like
Exons: 4
Biological process (GO): xenobiotic metabolic process
Cellular component (GO): intracellular membrane-bounded organelle; cytoplasm
Molecular function (GO): heme binding; oxidoreductase activity, acting on paired donors, with incorporation or reduction of molecular oxygen, reduced flavin or flavoprotein as one donor, and incorporation of one atom of oxygen; iron ion binding
Source: RefSeq, a predicted model, not a curated record